Messenger RNA from Cinclus cinclus, 1566 nucleotides. Its product is annotated as acetylcholinesterase-like. Lineage: Eukaryota; Metazoa; Chordata; Aves; Passeriformes; Cinclidae. Gene Ontology annotation, molecular function: acetylcholinesterase activity. The record is from RefSeq and is a predicted model, not a curated record. Gene Ontology annotation, cellular component: plasma membrane. Gene Ontology annotation, biological process: choline metabolic process; acetylcholine catabolic process.
AUGCGGACGCCGGAGCCGAAGCGAGGCCGGAGCCGCGUAGCCACCGAGGACCUGGUGGUGGCCACCUCAACCGGCGCCGUCCGCGGUUUCCACGUGGCCGCCGGCCCCUCCUCGCGCGUGGCGGCGUUUUUGGGGAUCCCUUACGCCGAACCCCCCGUGGGACCCCUGCGUUUCUCCCCCCCUCGUCCCGCCCGGCCUUGGGGGGGUGUCCUGGACGCCUUCGCCCACCCCCACGCCUGUUUCCAACCCGUCGACACCAUGUUCCCAGGAUUCGGCGGCUCCGAGAUGUGGAAUCCCAACCGCGAGAUGAGCGAGGAUUGUUUGUAUCUCAAUAUUUGGGUACCGGUGCCGCGCCCGGCGGCGCCGGCGCCGGUUUUGGUGUGGAUUUACGGGGGGGGUUUCUACAGCGGAGCCGCCUCGCUGGACGUGUACGACGGACGAUUCCUGGCGGCGGCCGAAGAGGUUUUGGUGGUCUCCAUGAAUUACCGGGUCGGCGCUUUGGGUUUCUUGGCGUUACCGGGUCACCCCGAAGCCCCCGGUAACGUCGGGUUACUUGACCAACGGUUGGCGUUGCGUUGGGUUCAAGCCAACAUCGCGGCUUUCGGCGGCGACCCCGGCGCGGUGACGCUGUUCGGGGAGAGCGCCGGCGCGGCCUCGGUGGGGCUGCACCUGCUUUCGGGUGGAAGCCGCGGUUUGUUCCGCCGCGCCGUCCUGCAGAGCGGCUCGCCCAACGGCCCGUGGGCGACCGUGGGGGCGAGCGAAGGCCGGCGGCGAGCGGCGCGGUUGGGCCGGCUGGUGGGAUGCGGCGGCGUGGGCGCAGGCGGCGCCGUGACCAACGAGACGGAGCUGUUGAGUUGCCUGCGCGCCGCGGCGCCGCCGCAGCUGGUGGAGCACGAGGCGGCCGUUCUGCCGCAGCAGGGCGUCUUCCGAUUCGCCUUCGUGCCCGUGGUGGACGGCGACUUUUUGGCCGACACUCCCGAAGCGUUGCUGGGCGGACCCGGCAACGCCGACGCCGAGGUGCUCCUGGGCGCCGUGCAGGAUGAAGGCACCUAUUUCUUGGUGUACGGCGUGCCGGGUUUCGGCAAGGACAACGAGAGCUUGAUCAGCCGCGAGGAGUUCCUGGGCGGGGUGAGGCUGGGGGUGCCGCAGGCCAACGAGCUGGCGGCCGAGGCCGUGGUGUUGCAGUACACGGAUUGGCUGGACCAGGAUAACCCCGUGAAGAACCGCGAGGCGCUGGACGACAUCGUGGGCGACCACAACGUGGUGUGCCCGUUGAUGCAUUUCGCCCAGCGCUGGGCCGAGCGCGGCGGCACCGUCUUCGCUUACCUGUUCGACCACCGCGCUUCCAACCUGUUGUGGCCGCCCUGGAUGGGCGUUCCCCACGGUUACGAGAUCGAGUUCGUGUUUGGGCAGCCCCUGAACCCCGGGCUCAACUACACGGCCGAGGAGGAGGCGCUGAGCCGGCGCAUCAUGAGAUACUGGGGGAACUUCGCCCGCACCGGGGACCCCUCCAAAAUUCCUCCAAGGGACCCCAAAACCUCUCCCAGAGCCCCCCAAAAUUCCUGA